Caenorhabditis sp. 36 PRJEB53466 is the source of this 4120-nucleotide messenger RNA. NCBI's taxonomy places the organism in Eukaryota, Metazoa, Nematoda, Chromadorea, Rhabditida, Rhabditidae. The record is from the annotation of a GenBank genome assembly.
AUGACGUACAGUCUUCUGAGUCUCCGCAAGUUCCGCUACAAACUACACCCGUUGCGAGUCUUCAAACUGCUCUUCCUUGUCAUUUUUCUGUCCCUCUUCCUCGCCAUUCUGAUUGUGCCGAAGUUCCUCGAUGAGAAGUGGGUUCAACUUUUCUGAUACUCCUCGUUUUCAUUGACCAACCAUCUUCAGGGAGAAGGUGAAGGUGUUCCAAGCGACCCACACCUUCAUUCAUUCUGCAUACUAUUAUCCGACUUCGAAAUCGUAAGUCCCAUUGAAUAAAUGCCCCUAAUGAUAUCUGUUUCUAGACUCGGUCGAAAUGCAGUGGCCCUCGUUACCACUAUGAACAAAAGAACGGUUUCGAAUAUAACAGAGUACACAAUCAAUCUGAUCGGAACGAACCGAACGGACCGAUGGCUCAAGAAGGCAACAUUGACGACGUGGAAUUACUCAGUAUUAUUCAGAAUACUGUUAAAAUACACAUUUUCAGAGAGCACUUGCUCGACGACCGAUGCGAUUAUUCUCUGAUCACCGCUCAGACGAAUCUUGUUGACAACAUGGCGAUGCUGGAAAUCGAGGCGGAAGGAGUUCUGAUGAAAGUUCCGAUGAAAACGCCGAAAUAUUCCGCUCCAAAACCUGUCGUUUUCUGUGUUUCUCCUCAGUUUGCCGCCGAACAAUGGCAGACUUUCCUGGUUCAACUUCAUGUUUCCAAAAGGUUUUUUGCACAAAAGUUUCAAACUUUCAAUCAUUUGACGUUUCAGGUACGGAGCUCAUCUUCAACUGUACAUUGUUUCCAUGGUAGAAUCCUAUUUCAAAUUGAUCAAAGAGUACGAGAAGAUGGGCUUGGUUUCCAUUGAACCAUGGCUGACUAUCAAGUUCCCAGUGACCGAUGGACCGUAUUUGGAGCCAAAUAGAAAUGUUGAGCUCAGAAAUCAGGCGGCUGCUCACACGGACUGUCUGCUGAUGUACAAAGAAGCCGCGAGUUUCGUCGGAAUUCUCGACAUGGACGAUAUUCUGAUUCCGAACAACGCCAACUCGUACUACGAGGAAUUCGAAAGGGAAUACGCGGGCAGCUGGCUGAUCAGCGCACUUCACUACGAAAAGUUCGACUACAAGACGAUCAAAGUGGCCGAACUCGAGGAGCAGAGCAUAUCGGCGAUUGUCAGAAAUGCGCGACGUCUUCCGACUAAAGAUUCCGGAAAAUCAUUCCUUCGUCCGGAACGAUUCAAUUCCUCGUGGAGUCAUUACUCGAGAAACGCGGACAAUCAGCCGAUCUACCUGACUCCGAAGCAGAAUGAGCCGUUCUUUAUGAAGCUGAAGACGAUGAAGUACAACGGAAUAUUUCAUCUCAAGAAUAUGUACAUGAUAAAUUCGUCGAGAGUGCCGGAGGGUGCGAUUCCGGUGAACCCAGGCGAUAACAUCACUCAAUUGAUCAGUGAGGAACAUCUUCAGGAGAUUGAUGAGGACUUGAAGAGGUUUUGAGGAGCCAAUAGCUGAUAAGAGGAGUAUAAUGAAUGAUAUUUUCAGAGCUCUUGCCACUGAAGGAAUUGCCAAACUGUCGUUGACUCUUCCGAAGGACGACUACUACAUGCCGAUCGUAUUCAAAUGCUACAACGAGUCGUUCUACCACAUCCGUGACACGCAAUGGCUCUACAAUGACGUGUACUGCGUGAAUGCGUACAGUUGUGAGCUUCCCCAGCGGGAAGACGUUCCGUGCGUUCAUUCGGAUGCCACCUACCACUCGGGCCCCAAAAUGUGGCCAAUCACUUUUCAUUACGCGAGUGCUUCUCACUUUUCGAGGGAUAUCGGCUGUUAUCAGUGACCGAGAGGUUCAAUUGUACAAUAAGCUUUAUAGGUCUCAUCAGGUCUCUCUCUCUCUCUCUCUUUCUCUAAAUGCAAUGAAUCCUUUGACCGUGUGCUAGUGCAUCUUGUGUUAGCCAAAUCAGGUCUUAUCGUCCUGUCUAUAUCUUUCCAACCCAUUUCCUCGAAAUGUUGCUAAAAAACAUUGGCAAGACUGUUCGUCUGUCUGUCCACAGUUCCGCUCUCAUUUUUGCCGCCUUUCCUAGUCUCUCCGAUCUCAUCUAGAUCCGAAUCUCCCACAGGCACCUGUUUUCUUUUGUCUCUUUCUGGACCGUUCAAUUUUUAUCUCGCCUCACUCAAUUCUUGUUUCUUUCACUCACAGCCGAAAUGGCGAAGCUGCACAACUGGAAGAAGAUGGCCUCACGGCUCCGGCUGCCCUGGACCAAGAUUCUGGCCGGAAUCGCUGUGCUCGGGGUGCUCAGUCUCUACUGGUUUGGCGGCGAUUCGCCGGAUCCAUUCUACGAAGAGAUGAACCAUCUCGAGCUGAAGGACACCCACGCAUUCAUCCAUUCGGCGUACUACUUUCCCAACUCUAAGUCGUAAGUCUAUACUAUACAAAAAAUAACUCUAGAACAUAUGAAAUUAUUGCAGACUUGGUAAGAGCGCCGUCGCCAUCGUUGCCACAAUGAGCAAGAAGUCGGUGGUUGAUCUGAACAAGUAUCAGGUUAGAAUUGUGGGGACCAACAGCACCGACCGAUUUGUCACCGAAGCCAAAUUGAGCACGUGAGUCGUCUUGUGAGCGAUUUCUUUGCUAACACAUGGAAAAUUCAGUGAGCACAAUCCAGACGAUGGCUGCGAGUACAGCACUGUGCUCAUUCAGACGAAUUCUUUGAAGUACAUGUCAAAACUCGAGAUUGAGACCAGAGACGGCCUUUUCACUGUAAGUCAGAUCUGCUCAGCUUCUUCUUUCUUUUCCCGCACCGUAAAACAUUUCAGCUGCCCAUCUUGAAGCCGAAAAAAGAGGCUCCGAAACCAGUCGUCUUUUGCGUCGCCCCACUCUUCGCCGCUGAGCAAUGGCAGUCUCUUCUGAUGCAACUCCACGUGGCCAACAAGUUCGGAGCCCAUCUCCACGUGUACAUGACCACUCUCGUUGAAUACUACUAUCAGUUGCUCCUCGAGCUGAACGAACUCGAGCUUCUGACUGCUCAGCCGUGGCUGACUAUCAAGUUUUCGCAAGUUCUGAAGCCAUACGUGGAACCGAACAGAAAUCUGGAGCUGAGAAAUCCGGCAGCCGCCUACACGGACUGCUUGCUUCAGUACAAAGAAGCGGCGCAGUUUGUCGGGUUCUUGGAGGUUGAGGACCUGUUGUUCCCAUUAAACGCCAACACUUAUUACGAGGAAUUCGAGAGAGAAUACGAGGGAAGUUACGACAUAAGUGCACUGUAUUAUCAAGUUUUGGAGCAGCAAUCUGUUAAAUGUACUAUAUUCAUACUCUUAAAGCUGUUCACCUAAUUCUCAAUUCUUCUAGCUAGUUCUCCGUAUCAACAAAGCCUUGGCCGGAUGCUCGAAAGCGCCAGCACAGUUGAAACGGCAAAGAAGGGAAGAGCAGUUGUUCGUCCGGAAAGGUACAAUUCCACGUGGACGCACUAUUCGACCCAAGCGGAAAAACAGCCGAUUUACCUGACUGAGAAGCAGGAAGAUCCACAUUUCAUGAACCGGAAAGAGAUAAAGUCGAAUGUAGUAAUGCGGUUCAGGAAAUUGAAAACUGUGAGGGAAAAUACCUACGGGGCGAAGGAUCUUUGACCUCAUACGUUUAAGGUGGAAGUGGAGAUGCAACUUGAAAAUGGAACUGACAGCAGCUUCUCGUCAAUUCCGAUGAAUCCAGUGAGCACAGAUCAGAAGCUGUUGACUGAUGAACAUCUGAGAGCGAUCGAGGCGGACAUCAGAAGGUUUAUUCUUUUGAUUUUCUAUCAAAACUUCAUCGAAAUGUUUCAUUUUCAGAACAAUGAAACUGCCGUCGCUCCAAAAAGUGAUCAAACAUCUUCCGACGACCGAAUACUACUCUCGUUACCUCGAAGACUGCAUUUCUGGACAGAGCACUGGCAAGAAGCAUUGUGUGAGCACAAAAGGAUGCAAUGUCAGUUUGGACUGAAACUUUUCUCGUUAGAACAAAUGAAUUCAAACAUUUCAGUUGCCGAACAACGCAUCAAUUCCAUGCAGGCACUCGGAUGGACUGUAUCACUCGGGCCGCAAAAUGAGACCAUUCACCUAUCAUUUCGCAACGGAACCAUAUUUCACUAGGAACUUAGGAUGUUACCAGUAG